Messenger RNA from Lucilia cuprina (Australian sheep blowfly), 2030 nucleotides. RefSeq names its product coiled-coil domain-containing protein 13. Lineage: Eukaryota; Metazoa; Arthropoda; Insecta; Diptera; Calliphoridae. The record is from RefSeq and is a predicted model, not a curated record. The transcript has 4 exons. Bases 92 to 1915 code for a protein of 607 amino acids. Gene Ontology annotation, biological process: cytoplasmic microtubule organization; non-motile cilium assembly. Gene Ontology annotation, cellular component: centriolar satellite.
CAAUUAAUUUUAAAAUAAGUUUUCAAAAAAAAAAUAAUUUUAUUUUAUAAAAUAUUUUCCUUAAAACAGAUAAGUUUUUUUAUAUAUAAAAAUGGAUAUUAUGUCAACACAAGAUCAUGCUGUAUCCACAGAAACUAUAUUGGAUAAAGAUAUACAGGAUUUAAAAGGAGCAAAGAAAUCUAUAUCCAACCUGGAAGUAAACCAAAAAACUGAAAAGAAAAAAUCUGAAAGCAAAAAACUAAAAAAGAAAUUAAAUGAAGUUGAGCAACAAAAUCAAUCUUUGAACAAUUUAAUACAAGAUAAAAACAAUGAAAUAUUGGAAUUGAAAAAAUCUGUGAAUUCUCUGAAUGAGGUGUUAAAUUCCGUGCCCAUUGAAGAGUUAAGAUGUAAUUCUUCUAUAGCCAGUGCCAAACUCUUAGAGCUGAGCAAGAAAAAUCGUCAAUUAAGAGCAGAAUUGGAGAUGACUAAAAAUCGUUUGGCUAGAAAAGAUCAACAGUUGCAGAAAUUAGAAAAACAUUUGCAGCAACAGCAAAGUAAGGAAAGUGUUAAGAAAGAGUCCUCUGUCUCCCUUGAGGAACUGCAUAACAAACUCAGUGCUUUACAGCAAAAACUAUUCGAGACUCGUAAUAAAAAUAUGGAAUUGCAAUCACAAUUAAAAUUGGCUCAAAAAUGUUUACAGCAAGAAAUUGGUGAAAAUUUCAAUUUAAAUUUAUUAGCCAAUCAAGGUGGUUCCACUAAUUGGCGUGGUAGAGCACAACAGAUUCUCCAUUUGCAGCAAAAACUUAAAGAAUUGCAAGAAAAAUUAGAAAAUCAAGCUGUCAAAGAUAAUGACAACCAUUUGGAAUUUAUAAAUCCCACUCUUUGCUCCAGCCUUAGUUUUGGCUCUAUUGAAAGACCGAGUGUUAGAAAAACCGAAAUUCAACAUCGGGCUAAAGUUGAGUCUUUGGAAAAAGAAAUAACGGAUUUGAAAGCAGAAAUCGAAGAACAACGUUCUAAAAUUUUAGCUUUAAAAGUGAGAAAUAAAACUUUAAAUGAUGAGAUAUCACAAUACAAAAUGAAGUCCAGUACACUGCAAGAACAGACAGAUUUUAAUAUCAUUAAUGUGGCCACCAUGAAUGAGAGAUUAAAUCAACAGAAAAUAUAUUAUGACAAACGUUUGCAGGAAAUGUCCAAAGAAAGGGAUAAUAUAAUCAAAGAUAAAAAGGAAUUAGAUUUAAAUAGAGAAUAUUUAGAGGAAAAAAUAAAAGAAUUAGAAAGCUGCAUAAUUAAAAAAGACGAAUCAAUAGAGGAGUUGAAGUUACAAGUUAAAAAGUUGGAGCAAGAUCUGAAGGCUAUAUGUGGAGGAUUUUUAUUUUCAUGCAGGGAAUUCAGAAAGGAAGAUUUUAUCGCCAUAUUGGAUAGUUUAGAAUCGGAAAAGAAUUCAUUGUUGGAUCAUAAUAAAAAUCUCAAUGAUCGGUUAACUCAAGAACGUAAUAAAAACGAUAAUCUUAUGGAUCAAAUAACAAAACAAAAAAUACGCAUUUCACGUCUUGAGGCAAAAGUACGCGAUUUAGAACGAGAUCUUGAAAUACAAACUGAAAAAAAGAAACGAUCACAGCGUAUAGCAGAAUAUUCGGCAAAUCUAAGCUGCAACUCUUCCUUAAGUUCGUUUACAUUCGAGAAUUCUAACCUAAUAGCAAAUACGAAUAAAAUUAUCACGGAACCACCAGCAGAAAGUGAUCUUAACGAUUUAAAUAAUCGCCUCGAACUAGCCUCGGAAAAGAUGACAUUGCUUAAAGAAAAACUGGACUAUAUUACCGCCGAAAAGGAUAAUGAUAUAAAAACUUUUCAGGAAAUUAUUAUGAAUUCCAAGAAUAUCUUAGUGGAAACUAUUUUACAACAUCGUAAUAGUAAUACUAGCGUGGAAGAUCAAUAAUUUUUAAAUUUAUUUUGUAAAUAUUGGAAUUAAAUUGUACGACAGUUUAUGAAUGAAAAAUUUUGUAGAUUUUAAUAAUCUAGACAUAAUAACAUUUUUAUAUUAUAAUAGAUUA